AUGGUGGCGUCGAGCACCGGAAGCGGCGGAACUGGGCGAGUGGUCGCCGGGCGGCCUUCGCGCAAGCGCAAGAUCGUUUCGUACCGUAUCGACGACGACGACGACGACGACGACAGUGGCGCGAGUGAUGACGGCUCGUUCUCGGACUCGGUGGCAACCAAGCAUCCGGCGAGUAAGAAGGCUCGGCGGCGGCGGGUGGUGGACUCGGACUCGGACGACUCGGACGAUGAGGAGUUUGUGCUCGAUCCAGCCGAGCUGGCGGCCGACGAGGAGGAGGAAGCCGAAGCCGACGCGGCCAUGCUCGCGGAUCCCGAGACGCUCAAGGGGCUCGAGGAGGCGGCGGCAGCCAGCCCCGAGCCAGUUGAUGAGGCUUCCUCGGACGAUCUUCCACUGAGCGCGAUGGUGCCGAUGGAUGUGGUGCCGGUCCGCAAGUCGUCGUCUGCGUCGUCGUCGGCGUGGGGUGGGCUCUCGACCAAGGCAGCCAAGCGCGCGGAGCGCAAGACCAAGUUUGCGGCGGCCAAUAAGGACCGGUUCGCGUUCCUUGUUGACGUCCGCGAUGGCGCACAGCGGCGGCCGUCACACCCCGACUACGAUCCGUCGACGCUCUACAUCCCGCCCAAGUACUUUGAUGCCAAGUCCAAACUCUUUACUGGGUUUGAGAAACAGUACUGGGCCAUCAAGAAGGACUACUUUGACACGGUGGUCUUUUUCAAAAAGGGCAAGUUCUACGAGGUCUUUGAGGGCGAUGCCGACAUCACACAUCAGGUUCUUGAUCUCAAGCUCACCGAGCGGGUCAACAUGCGAAUGUGCGGCGUGCCCGAGAUGCACUUUCAGAAGUGGGCGGCCCAGCUGGUGGCGCUCGGGUACAAGGUCGCCCGGGUCGACCAGGUCGAAACCAAGAUUGGAUCGGACCUCGCCCGCAAGGAUGGCUCCAAGGCCAAGGGCGCCAACCUCAUUCGCCGCAAGCUGACUCAAGUCCUUACUGCUGGCACGCUUGUCGAGGACGAGCUUCUGGCGUCGCCGGACGCGGCGUACCUCUUGGCGAUUGCCGAGGUGCCAGCACACGGCAGCGGUAGCGGCGCGCCUGCGACAAGCCACACUCUCGGCGUCGCCUUUGUCGACUGCGCCACCGGCAAGUUCUACGCCACCCAACUCAACGACAACGAGCAUCUGACUCUGCUGGAGACGCUGCUUGUGCAGAUCAAGCCUAAGGAGGUACUCCUUGCCCGCGGCGAGACGUCCAAGCCCGUCGCGGCGCUGGUCAAGGUUCACGUCCCGCGGCGCGACGCGCUUGUCCUCCUCGAUGCGGAGCGGCAGUUUUGGGACGCGAGCGCGCGGGCGAGCUGGCUCGCCGCGUCCGUCGAGGAGGUGCCUGCCGAGCUGACCGCACUCCUGGACGGGCCAGCCGAGCGGAGCUCGGCGCUCGGCGCGCUCUUUUACUACCUCGACAAGCUCAAGCUCGGCCCGUCACUGGUGGCACAGGGCGUGUUUGCCGAGUACGACAUUGUCAAGUCGUCGACGUCGCUGGUCAUGGACGGGCAGACGCUGUACAACCUCAACGUGCUCAACAACUCGCACGACGGCUCGACGCGCGGCACGCUGCUCGAGCUCACCCAGUUCUGUGUCACGCCGUUUGGCCGCCGGCGCUUCCGCCACGAGCUGGCGUAUCCGCUGGUCAAGGUGGAGGACAUCCGGGCGCGGCAGGCGGCGGUCGAGGUCCUCCGCUCUACCGAUGAGCACCUUGCGGCGCCGCUCGAGGGAAUGCUCAAAAGCCUGCCGGAUCUGGAGCGGCUGACGUCGCGGGCGGCGGCCAAGGCGUGUCCAAUGCACAAGUUUGUGGCGCUGCUGCAGGCUUUUGAGACGGUCUCGACCUUUAUGGCGUCGACGUUUGGGACGCCAGGGACACCGGGCGCGGCCGCGGCGGCGAGCUCGCCGCUCCUCACCUCGCUCCUCAGCGUCGGCGUCGACGACCUCGCCGCGGGCGUUGCCCACUUUCGGGCCGCCUUUGACUGGGAGGCGGCGCUACAGCAGGGCUCGAUCUCGCCGCGCCCGGGCGUCCACGCGCUCUUUGACGAACUCAACGCUGAGAUCAAGAGCAUCAACAGCAAGCUGGAGAGCCACCUGAAGGAAGUCCGCUCCUCGCUCCGCGUCUCAGGAGUCGAGUACAAGCACCUCAACAAGGAAGCAUACCAGAUCCAGGUCCCGGCGUCGACAACCGUCCCGGCCAACUGGAUCCUCCGCUCCCAGACCAAGGCUGUCAAGCGGUACUGGUCGCCGUUCCUCGCUGAGCUCCUCCCGCAUCGUGACGAGGUGCUCGAGCGGUUUGCGCAGACGCAGGUGGUGCUCCUCAAGCACUUUCUGGGAGAAUUUGAGGCCCGGCAGGCCGUCUGGCGCCGCGCCAUCGACAAGCUCGCUGCCCUCGACGUCCUCAUCUCGCUCAAGACCUUUUCGCGCGCCCUCGCUGAGCCCAAGUGCCUGCCGACUGUCACGGCGCACGAGGCCGGUGCCUCGUCCGUCCCGCAGCUCGCCAUCUCGGAGCUCCGCCAUCCGUGCGUCAAGGUCUCGAUCGCCUCGUCAUUCAUUCCCAACGACGUGGUCGUCGGCGGCGACGGUCCGGGCGUCAUCCUGCUCACCGGGCCCAACAUGGGCGGAAAGUCGACGCUCCUCCGCUCUGUCGCCGUCGCCGUCAUUCUCGCCCAGAUGGGCGCGUACGUCCCGGCCGCAGUCAUGACGCUCGCCCCAGUCGACCGCAUCUUUACCCGCAUCGGCGCCCACGACCACAUCAUGCGUGGCCAAUCCACGUUUAUGGUCGAGCUCCUCGAGACCGCCGCCGUCCUCCAGCACGGCACCGCGUCGUCGCUGGUCAUCAUGGACGAGCUUGGCCGUGGUACCUCGACCUUUGACGGUUACUCGAUCGCCUACGCCGUCCUCUCGGAGCUUCUCAACGGGCUCGGCGCUCGCACCCUUUUCUCGACCCACUACCACGCGCUCUGCGAAGAGUUCUCGACCACGCCGGGUGUCUCGCUCCAGCACAUGUCUUGCUACGUCGACGAGGAGGCUGACGAGGUGACCUUCCUCUACAAGCUUGCCCCAGGCGUCGCCUCCAAGUCGUACGGCAUGAACGUGGCCAAGCUCGCCGGCGUCGCAGACUCGAUCGUCGCCCGGGCCACAGAGCUUGCCCAGGACUUUGAGUCGUCGUCGCCCAUGUACCACUUCCGCGCCGAGUACUCGAGCCUCACUGCCGACCAGCGCCAGCUGUUCAAGCAGCUUGCCGCCGCGCUUGCGCCGGCCGCAGCCGCGCCUUCACACUAA
This is a messenger RNA of Thecamonas trahens ATCC 50062, 3312 nucleotides long. Its product is annotated as DNA mismatch repair protein msh6. Gene Ontology annotation, cellular component: MutSalpha complex; nucleus. Gene Ontology annotation, biological process: mismatch repair. Bases 1 to 3312 code for a protein of 1103 amino acids. NCBI's taxonomy places the organism in Eukaryota, Apusomonadida, Apusomonadidae. The record is from RefSeq and is a predicted model, not a curated record. Gene Ontology annotation, molecular function: ATP-dependent DNA damage sensor activity; ATP binding; mismatched DNA binding. The transcript has a single exon.